Molecule: messenger RNA, 1009 nt
Organism: Liolophura sinensis
Lineage: Eukaryota; Metazoa; Mollusca; Polyplacophora; Chitonida; Chitonidae
Product: translocator protein-like
Exons: 4
Coding region: 30-518 (162 amino acids)
Cellular component (GO): mitochondrial outer membrane
Source: RefSeq, a predicted model, not a curated record
UCUUGCCCGAUCCACAGGCAACAGUGAAGAUGUCAGAUUUUGUGAAGCCAGCCAUAGCUGUUCUUGUGCCCACGGUCGGUGGAUUCAUCUCUGGGUCCAUCACCAGGUCAAACAUUGAAAACUGGUAUGAGCAUCUAAAGCGUCCCUCAUGGCGCCCCCCAAACUGGCUUUUUCCUGUUGCGUGGACAGGACUGUAUGCCUCCAUGGGCUACGCCUCUUACCUGGUCUGGAGAGAUGGAGGGGGCUUUGAUGGGGAGGCCAGGCUGCCCCUGGCUCUGUAUGGAGGACAGCUUGCACUCAACUGGGCAUGGACACCCAUCUUUUUUGGAGCCCACAAACUUGGAUUGGCCACGCUGGAGAUUGGAACCCUGUGGGGAGCAAUAGUUGCCACGAUGGUUACCUUCCAUCCAGUGAACAGAACAGCCACCUAUUUACUGGCACCUUAUUUAGCCUGGGUGACAUACGCCACUGCUCUAACCUUCCGUGUGUGGCAGGAUAACAAAGACCGUACAGAUUAACCUCCCUUUACUGUUAGGGGACCAUUUUAAAGAAAUGUCUAGUCAUUUCCUUUUUCGUACAAAACAUCUCUAGCUGUGUGUAUAAAACACCUUGAUUUUUAAACCUUUUGAUCUCCAGAUCUGAGGCCUCAGAAUAUUGUCUUUUUUUUAAAUGUCUUUUUGGACAUACCUGUGGGGUAGGAACUGGCACAAAAGUAGAAAAUUUGUUCUAGCAUUUUCUGCAUGUUAUAAAUAUAGUUUAAACACCACCACCUCACACUACAUAUUGAUGCCUGUCUGGUAAAUUUUAUCAGGUGAAGUUUUUUUUCAUUUGUUUUACAGUUACAUAUUUGCAUGUAAAUGAUACUGUUUGAUUUAAAUCAUUCAAACCAUGGUGUAUCUUAUUCAGACCACAGAUGUUCACUAUAUUAAAAGUAGCAGUGCAUGGAAGAAUCAAAAUUCACCAUUACAUUGCUUGCUUACUAGGCGUGUAAUUGCCCUUCCAUUAUUUG